AACCCUCCGACUAACACUCCAACACAGUAGAUGGCGGUACUGCACCUUGGCGUUGGUGCCUCCCGCCGAAGAAGAAGAAGGAGUAAGGCACAAACAAACAUGUCUGACACGCCGGAUAAUGCACCAAAACACUGCCCAGGAACUGCGAGUGAACAAGCAGGAAAGGCUGCAUCAUGUCAGGGCUGUCCCAACCAGAAGCUGUGCGCCUCUGGAGCCGGAAAAAAACCCGACCCUGCUAUCGGAGAAAUAGGAGAGAAGCUUUCAAGUGUCAAACACAAGAUCCUUGUGUUGUCUGGGAAGGGAGGCGUGGGGAAGAGUACAUUUAGUGCUCAACUGGCCCGAGCCCUGGCAAGCGACGGCACCAAGGAGGUAGCGCUGCUGGAUGUGGAUAUUUGUGGUCCAUCCAUUCCCAGGAUCAUGGGUUUAGAGGGAGAACAGGUUCACCAAAGUGGGAAUGGCUGGUCUCCUGUGUAUGUGGAGGACAACUUGGCAAUCAUGUCCAUCGGUUUCCUCCUCAGCAGCCCUGAUGACGCUGUGAUCUGGAGGGGUCCAAAGAAGAACGGGAUGAUCAAACAGUUUUUACGGGAUGUGGACUGGGGGGAACUAGAUUACCUCAUUGUGGACACUCCCCCUGGGACCUCUGAUGAACACCUGUCAAUUGUCCAGUAUCUCAGCUCCACCCAUGUUGAUGGAGCAGUCAUCAUUACAACACCACAGGAGGUGUCAUUGCAAGAUGUUCGGAAGGAGAUCAGGUUUUGUCAGAAGGUCAAGCUGCCCAUCAUCGGAGUAGUGGAGAACAUGAGUAGCUUUGUCUGUCCUAAAUGCAAGAACACGUCGCAGAUUUUCCCUCCAACCAGCGGCGGUGCUGAGAAGAUGUGCGCUGAUCUCAAUCUACCUCUGCUGGGAAAGCUGCCUCUGGACCCGAGGAUAGCUCAGAGCUGUGAUGAGGGACGGCCUUUUCUCCGGGAAGUCCCUGACUCGCCAGCUGCUGAAGUCUACCACACAAUAGUGCAGAGCAUCCGGACCUACUGCUCCAACAGACAGACAGAGCCAAGCACAACCUGAUCCAGAAAAAACAGGAACACCUGUGGCAUCUACAUGCCAGCAUAAACUUGUCUGGACUUGUCCCAAAAGAGAUCAGGCAGCAGAGUUGAUCUGAGGUCACUAUUCAUGUUGGUGUUUAUGUCACUACAAAAGCAUUUGGGCAACUGCAAGUCUGUCAUUAUAUUCGUAUUAUUGGAGCAAUAAAAGAAUAUCAGUCUUUA
Messenger RNA from Oryzias latipes (Japanese medaka), 1265 nucleotides. The record is from RefSeq and is a predicted model, not a curated record. Lineage: Eukaryota; Metazoa; Chordata; Actinopteri; Beloniformes; Adrianichthyidae.